Microplitis demolitor is the source of this 3629-nucleotide messenger RNA. RefSeq names its product phosphatidylinositol-binding clathrin assembly protein LAP (gene lap). Gene Ontology annotation, cellular component: extrinsic component of presynaptic endocytic zone membrane; clathrin-coated pit; clathrin-coated vesicle. Gene Ontology annotation, biological process: clathrin-dependent endocytosis; clathrin coat assembly; synaptic vesicle budding from presynaptic endocytic zone membrane. Gene Ontology annotation, molecular function: phosphatidylinositol-4,5-bisphosphate binding; clathrin heavy chain binding; 1-phosphatidylinositol binding. NCBI's taxonomy places the organism in Eukaryota, Metazoa, Arthropoda, Insecta, Hymenoptera, Braconidae. The record is from RefSeq and is a predicted model, not a curated record. The transcript has 15 exons. The coding region runs from base 455 to 2344 and encodes 629 amino acids.
AUGCUGUCGCCUGUACAGCUCAGCUGUGAACAUGUGCGAGCGGGUUUAGUUAUUAUAAGUGAUUGUUUAAUUUUGUGAUUCAAAGUAAUUUGUGUGAACACAUGAAUAGUUAUAAAUAUUAAUCGUGACAGAGAAUCAUAUGGUGUGAUUCAUAGAUUACAAGCAAGGAAAAAACGUUAAAACAGCUUUAACAAAUUGUUAUCAUGUGCUGAUGUAUGAAAGUGGUGAUCGAUUCUUCAGUCCCUUAUGUUAUAACUAUUAUUUUUAUAAGGGUGAACGAUGAAUUGGGUUUUUAAAACAUCAUAAUUACAUAUUACUAACACAAACAGUGGUUGAAUUACAAUUUAUAACUUCCGUUAAAGUGUUUAAAAUUUUGUUUCGUAUUUGACGGGAAGUAGCAAAAGACGAUCAGCUAUUGAUAGAAAAAUAAUAAGAAACGAAAAUAAAAUUAAGUAUGGCAGGACAAACAAUAAACGACAGGUUGCUUGCAGCUAGGCAUAGCAUUGCUGGCCAAGGUCUUGCCAAAGCUGUUUGUAAAGCUACUACAGAGGAAAUGAUAGGUCCAAAAAAGAAACACUUAGACUAUUUAAUUCACUGUACUAAUGAACCGAAUGUUUCAAUACCACAAUUAGCUAAUCUUCUGGUAGAGCGAUCGCAAAAUACAAACUGGACUGUAGUUUUUAAAGCACUUAUCACUGUACACCACCUACUUUGUUAUGGAAAUGAGAGAUUUACGCAAUAUCUAGCGUCGAGUAACAGCACCUUUCAGCUUAAUAACUUUUUGGAUAAAAGUGGUGUUCAAGCAGGGGCACGUGUUGGCUAUGAUAUGUCACCAUUUAUCAGACGAUAUGCGAAAUAUUUAAAUGAAAAAGCUAUGUCGUAUAGAAGUGUCGCCUUCGAUUUUUGCAAAGUUAAAAGAGGAAAAGAAGAUAGCACCUUACGUACUAUGAAUGCUGAGAAACUACUAAAAACUCUUCCAGCACUGCAGGCACAGUUGGAUAGUCUUUUAGAAUUUGAUUGCACUGCAAAUGAUCUCACUAAUGGUGUGAUAAGUAUGGCAUUUAUGCUUCUAUUCCGGGAUUUAAUACGACUUUUUGCUGGUUAUAAUGAUGGUAUAAUCAAUCUUUUAGAGAAAUAUUUUGACAUGAAUAAGAAACAGUGUCGAGAUGCUUUAGAUUUAUAUAAAAAAUUCCUAAUAAGGAUGGAUCGAGUCGGUGAAUUCUUAAAAGUUGCAGAGAAUGUUGGAAUCGAUAAAGGAGACAUUCCUGAUCUUACAAAAGCUCCAAGCAGUCUAUUAGAUGCUUUAGAGCAACAUCUUGCAUCGCUGGAAGGAAAAAAAGGUUCCGCUGCAAGCACACCUACGCAGUCCGCGAACAACAGAACGAAUGUAAAGUCAGGAGUCUCUGCACUAUCUUCCACCAGUACAGCGUUUGGGACUGCAGCCAAUAACGCCAAUCUUGAUCAACCAGGAAGCGGUCAAAUCGAUGAAGUUCUAAGGCAACAAGCUCUUGCUGAGGAAGAAGCAGUCAUGAAUCAGUAUAAAGCCAAAAUACAAUCACCAUCUGGAGCUCCGAGUACGAAUCCUUUCCUCAGCUCACCAACUGAAAGUGGUAACGAGGCCAUCGUGGAUUUAUUCAGCUCUGCGUUAGCUUCUACAACACAGGUACAAAAGGCAUCUGAUGAUUUACUCCAACUUGCGGGAAAUCCAUUUGCUGAUAUUUUCACUUCACCAGAGCCUGCUCCGGUUAUUUCAAGUGGUGUAUCAUCUAAUAAUUGGAUAAUUAAUGGUUUCAUGGUACCAGUUCUUCCAGCAAGUAAUAACUUUGUUACAGAUAACAAUUUUUCAACAGCUUUUGGGAAUCACGAUCAACAAACAACUGUAAGUCAAUCAACUGAUGUGACUGGAGUAAAUGUUCUUACUGGGGAUUUAGACAGCAGCUUAGCAAGUCUUGCUCAGAAUCUAACCAUUAAUAAAGGCGCUCAGCAACCAGUUAAGGGUAUACAAUGGAAUUCACCAAAAAAUACUGCAAAAGCGAGUGGCAUGGCAGGAUGGACACCGCAGCCUAUGGCAGCAACAACUGGCGCUGGGUAUCGACCGAUGGGAAUGAAGAAUAUUACAUCAGGAGUUUCAGUCAUACAAAGUACUAACCCAAUAAUGACUACAACUUCAGACCCUUCAACUGGUAGCAUAAUGUUGGGAUCAGGGCCAAUGCCAGUGAUGAUAAAUAAUCAAAUAAGUGGACCUGUGACUCAGCUGCCACAACAACAACAACAACAGCAGCAACAGUCUACAGAUCAGUCAGUGAAUAAUACAAUACCACUCGAUCCUUUUGGUGCUCUAUAAAAAAAAAAAAAAAAAAAAAAAAAAAAAUUUCUGUAUUAAAAAUUUCUAAUUUACACCUUAUGUCAAGACAAAAAAGUACGAAUUUUGGAUUAUAAUUCAAAAUCAAUUUUUAUUUUCGAAAACUAUGUUUGAAUGUUCUUAGGUAUAUAGGAAAAAUAAAUAGAUAAUAAAUUCAAUAAAAAAUAAUAAGUCAUGCAAUAAUUAAGCUUAAUUUUGAAUUUUUCUGUUUUCAGUAUUUUUUUUUUUUCAAGCCGAUCAUUUUAGUGCGAUGAUAACUAUUCUUCUCUCUAAUCAGAUAUUCUGAAUCAUUACAGGUUAUUCAUCGAGAUAUGGACAAAAACUAUCGAAAAGUUGCAUUUCAAAUUGCAUUGAUUUAUAAUUUUAUAAAUCUUGAAAAUAAUUUGAACUUAGAAAUAUUCCCGCUGCCCGUCAUAGCACUUAGCGAAUCCCCGCAUUCAUUUUAAUAUAUCCAGGAAAAAAAGUUGAGAUCUGUUUAGAUCAAAUUUGAUCAAAUUUUCUAGAUCAGGACAGAUCUGUAUGUUCUUUAUAGCUAUCUAGACAAUGUUAGUUCUGGGGAGUUACUCAUAAUUAAAUUGAAACAAAAUCAUUAUGAAUUAUCAUAAUUUAUCAUUUUUCAAAAUAAUUCAUCUGUUUUCAAUAACUAGAUCAUUGUAAGUAAUGUUUUUAUCAAUCAAAAUUUAUUUGCUAUUACUGAGAAACAAUUCUGAAUCCGUCUGCAUAUCAGUCAAAGCUUUUACCACAUUGGCAAUCCACAUACUUGUGUACAUACGUAUGUAAAUAUUCUGUAACUUUUGAACGGAUAAAGCGAUUGUGAUCUCCAAGGUAGCAUUCGACGCAGCUUGUCAAAUACUAUAAGCUGUGAAAAUUUGAGCUUAAUCGAUAGCCUGCGUUUGGAGAUAUUUCAAAAAUAAAAUUUUUUCAAAAAUGUUUUUUUUUUUUUUUUUUUUUUUCGAAAACAAUGGAAUACUAAAGUAUUUUCGAGCUCGAAGAGCCAUCUGGCCUUACCCGGAAUAGAAAAGUAGUUUUGGGGUAUAUUAUGCUGUAAAAUCACCUGGUAACAUUAAUCUUUCCAUAAAUAUUUGUAAAGUAGCGAUCAAUCGAUUAAAAAACCAUAAAAUGUCUAUUUAUUGUGGGUUUUUCAAAUUGAUGUUAAGAAUGAAAAAAAAAAUUUUUUUUUCUGAAAUCGUAAAUGGAGCUUGUGGGGAAUUUAUUCAAAUUUCUGAAACUGCCCUCUAAAUAAAUAAUUAAAUCCAGAAAAAACUUA